AUGGACAGGCAACCGAUGGUAUGCGGCCCUCUGCACUACGCCGCGUGGCAGGGCCAGGCCGAGCCCGUGGCGCUCCUGCUCGAGUACAACUCGUCCGUCAACGACGCCUCGAGUACGGGAGACACGCCGCUACACCUGGCGGCGCAGCACGGACACGUGCUCGUGAUCGAGAAGCUGCUGGGUUACCACGCCAACCCGCUGAUACGAAACUGCGAGCACAAGACGCCGCUGGAUCUCGCUUGCGAGUUCGGUAGGCAAAAAAGGUACGUGCUUCUUCUGCGCAACGCCAGGUGUCGCCAGCUUCUGUACGAGAGCAGGCAGGACACGCUGGACAACGAGCGCACAACGUGCCUCCACCUGGCGGCGAGGAACGGACACACCAGUGUGCUUAGGUGCCUCCUGGCGGCCGGUACCGACAUAAACAGGUCUACGCUGCGCGGCACGGCCCUUCACGAGGCGGCCAUGCACGGCAAGCUGGAGGCCGUACGACUGCUGCUGCAGAGCGGCAUCGACGUGAACAAGCCCAACUCGUCCGAGCAGACAGCGCUGGACCUUGUGCGCACCUUCUCCAGCUCCAAGGCCGCCAGGGACCUCAAGGUGCUGCUCAGGGAGAUGCUCCAAGCCCUGCCGGCCCGGGCCAUUCGGGACCACUACGACCCCAGUGACAGCGAGUGCCUUAUCCUGCGCGAAGGCGACAUGGUCACAGUUCUGGAGCAGUGCGAGAGCGGCCGCUGGAAGGGCAUCGUGUUCGGCCCGGGCCACAGUUCGCGCGCCGGAUACUUCCCGGCCACCGCAGUGCAGCUGCUGCACAGGCAGGUGGGCGGCCUGCAGCGCAAUGGGACCCUGCGGUCGAGCACCAUCAAGAAGGUGGCACCGCCGGUGGUGCCGGACACCAGCGGUGGCGGCUGUAAUAGCACCACCACCACUGCGGCCACCGGCAGGCGCCACUCUUCGUCCUCCGCCUGCACCACCCCCGUGCACCAGCUGCACUCGCCACCGCUGUACGGUUCAUCCGACCAGCCGCCACCUUCGCCCACCGCCUACGACGGCGCCGACCAGAAGACGUUUUCCCCGGCCGAAGUGUUUUCGGAAGCUCAGAUGGCACCACUGUCGAGACCACAGAGCCACCCGGGAACUCCCGUCGGCAUGCCCACGACGCCGCUGCCUCCCGGACUGCCACCUGCCGGUGGCGGCAACCGGGGCGUGUGUUACCUCGGCACCGCCGGUUCGCUGGACGACACCGGCGUGACAGGUGGUGGUGGUAACCCCGGGCGGGACAGUCCGAGCGGAGGAAGCGUCGAGUCUCGACACAGCAGCUCCAGCCUGGACUCCGGUCGUGGGUCUUCGUCCAGCUCGUCCGCCGACUCCAAGGUGGCGCACCGGCUGUCGACGGGUAGCCACGGCUCGUCUAGCAGCCUGACGCUGACGAGCAGCGUGGGUAGCCACAUGAGUAGCCUCACGCCGGAGGUGGUCGUCCUCUCGCCCCUCAACGUGGCCGGACUGCUCGUCAACGGAGUCUCGGACACUGAGGUGCUCACGACAUGGCUGAAGAACCUUCACUUUGAAGAGUACACACACCUGUUCCUGCAGGCGGGCUAUGACAUGCCUACCAUAUCACGAAUGACCCCAGAGGACCUGACAGCCAUCGGCAUCACAAAGCCAGCGCAUCGGAGGAAGCUCAAGUCAGAGAUCAGCAACCUGAACAUUUCAGAUGGGAUUCCAGACUACAAACCGGACAAUCUUCUCACGUGGCUGAAACUCCUGAGGCUUGAGCAGUACUACGGUUCGCUGUGUCAGCAGGGCUAUGCCACCGUCGACAGGGUGGCUGAUCUCACCUGGGAAGACCUCGAAGACAUAGGCAUUCAAAAGCUAGGUCACCAGAAGAAGUUGAUGCUGGCCAUCAAGAAGGUGCGCGACCUCAACAGCGGUUCGCGGCAGGCGAUGCACUACGGGGACGCACGGCACUCGAGCGUCGACAUGGGCCAGCUGCUGGCAGCCAGGCCCGGCUCACACGUUCCGGUACCGAUGGGCCACCCGUACCAGGCCGUGCCAAGCGUGAACCAGCCGCCGUGCGAGAUUGCGCCCCCGCACGCCAACGCGGUGCCGCCGUUGCGGUCGGACACGGACCCGAGCACUCCUCAGUUGAGGACGUUCAGGCAGCAGUCUCCUCCGCGGAUGGGCGGCAACUUCUACCGCGCGGGCAGCGGGGACAGCCUCAUUCUGCAGCAGCAGCACUUCAGCGGGCCCGCCUUCCACCAGCCGCCCAUGCAGGGAUCUGACCUGUACCAGCACGACUUCGUGUCGAUGCAGGUUCGUUCACCCAACCGGGGCCGUUCCCUCGAAAGUUUGGAGGAUGGUGGCCCCGCGUACCAGAGCCACUCGUCGGCACCAUAUCAGCCCCAGUACCAGGGGUACCACCACAACCCGCCGCCUUACCAUGCCCCCCAGUCAGACUGGUACCACAUGGUCAGCAGUUGGCGGCAGCACGGCUACGACACCGACUCCGAAGUGGUCCGACAGGUGUCUCACGGCUACGACUACGGCUACGAACCGGACGGAACGGCCACUCUGCACCGGCCACGAGGACUCGUGAAACCCCGGCCGGUGGCCAAGGUGGCAGCGAGGGCGCUGCUGGACAGCCCCGACCUCGACUAUGACCCCAAGGACCUUGACCCCAAGCUGUCCUCCGAUUGGCCAGACACGGGAGGCGGGGCAAAGCGGAGCCCCGCCCCGACCCCGCCCAAGCGAACCAACUCCAUCCGGAGGCAGCAGGAGGCCAACAUAGCUGAGACGGCAUUUGCCACCUGCGUACAGAGCCUCACGUCCAGGUUCACCAUGGCGACAACGCGUGACGAACCACCGCUCCCUCCACCGCCCCCGCCCGCAACGUCAGCGAACAGCGUGGUAGACGAAGCUCCGCAGGCGCCACUGCCGCCCCCACCAGCCAUGUCGACCCCCAACUCGGCCUCCUCGUCGGAUGGCGAGCUCUCGCCCAGUGGCACCCUGCUCCGCCGGAAGGACUCCAACGGCUCCAGUGUCUCGUCGGAGUCCCUCCCGUUCGCCUGCGAGAACGUGGGCACCAUCAAGCAGAGGCCCGGGGAAAGCGUGCCCCCACCCUUGCCACAGCACGGCACGGCACUGGCCGCUGGAGGAUCUCCCGGCGCGGACGACGACGGACUGGACAAGCCGCCUUGCCGGACCAGUCCACCGACGACGACGGCAGCGGACGUCCGUAGUCCCCCUGAAGAAGUUCCUGUUAGAGACGUACCCAGGAGCUCACCCCCAUCAUCACGCGACAAAGCUACAGCACAGAAACCCACCGUUCCCCCUCGCCCCGUAGACAAACUGUCCCUGACGGCGGGCGGUCGCCUGAUGGCGCCGGCACCGUCGUCCUCCUCAUCGGGAGACGUGAUUCACGACAUUGAGCACAUGCUGGCCAGCUUGACCGACCAGUUGGAUGCAAUGCUGGAGAGCGAACUCAACCCCUGAGCUCUUUUUCCACCUCUUCCCUUCCUUUAUGCCUUUGUAUUCCUUCAAAUUUUUCUUUCGCACAUUGCUUGCACGUUCCACAUUUUGCGAUUCCCUUCCUGGAGAUGUUGCGUUCUCGAUUGGUCACUUGCGGUUGCGGUAUUUGUAGUUUGAUGCGGUGGUCAGCGCCAUCUAUCAUUGCAAGAUGUGCAUUUGCCGCUCUUUUGUCACUGUUGCUGUCAAUUUCACUUGAGUGAAAGAAAUGCACUCAAAGCUCGUUUUAAAGUGAAGUCGCAUCUGGUACGAAAAUAACUGUUAUAUCCGAAAAUUCGUUGUAAACUUAUAUUCGUAACAUUGUAUCUAUGACAUGAUUACUUUUUAUUUGCUUCAUUAUAACCGAUAAUUCGUUAUGUCCGUGUUCGUUAUAUCGAGAUGUGGGUGUACAGACAAUUGAUGCGCUUAACUGCUGCAAUUGCCCCAUGGCAACGUACUUAUCUCGGGUGCUUCCGAUUCCAAUAAACUUUGCCAUAUCAUUACCUUUUUGUACUUUAUUGAGACAGUGCUGCCAGUGAUCGAUCGAGAAUGAACUGCACUCAGCGGCCUUUGAAUUGCUGCAAUGCCAUUCGUUACAUCGCUUCUAUCUUUUGUUGCUUUACGCCAGCUAUGCUUUUAGUUUCUGUUCUUGAUUUUUAUUUUUUGUCCUGUUUGCUUCUCAUCCUUCUUGUCAUGGAAGCUGUUAAUCCUCCUGUUCUUAUCUAUCAGCAACUUUCGUCACCCUAAUCAAUCACAUGCAUCCCUCCUGUUGUUCACUCCUUCACUUCCGCCGCACACGCCUUCUCACAACCGUCAUCGCAUCACUUUCCGCUCUCCUGGGUUUUGUGAGCAGCCUGCAUCUAACGGGACGUGGCGACGCACAAUCCUCGCAGCCGCCGACGCACAUUUCCGGUCGGCGAGCAGUGGAGGCAAAUAAAGAAGUGACAUCGCCACGACGACAGCCGGACUACGAACGGUCAAGCAAACCAGUUGUGAACGCGAACUGCGCAUUCUCUUCCGAACUCCGCGUAGAUCACUCCCCUCAACCCGUGACACUUCAACCCUUCCUCCUCCCUUCCUCGUUGACUGCCAAAGUGCACGAAAUGUGGCCGCGGCAACUUGACGAACGGACUUUUGUUGUGACGCGUUGUGUCAACUGUGCCGCACCUGCGUAGCGUCGCAUCGCCGCAGCGGAUUUCUUCUCUUUCUCUUCUCCCCGGUGCAACAGCCGAUGACGACGAAAGCACUCCGUAUCAUCUUUUACGGGAAAGUGGCUUUUUGUUGUCCGUAGGACUUUCAAAGCGCCUGUGCCUGACUCUACUGUGGCAUUGUGUGACGUACGCCAUGGAAAUCUUGCAUUGGCUCUGUUAUUUUGCGCGUGUGACCAAAAGUUAGGGAGACUCUUUUGUUUUCAUUGUAGGUGUCUGUGCAAAAACUGGCUGCAUUGUGCGGACCCGCGUUGUUGUUUCCGAAUAAUUCGCACGUGGCUCGUUUUGAGCAAGAAUUUGUUGUUAGUGCUGGCCAGUGGUGCUCGGUUUUGAAUGCUGCAAUCCGUUGCACCCGCCGCAGUUACCUUUUGGUUUCCUGGCGCAAUGAAUUAUAUCGCAAAGCUUGUAAGACAAUUGAAGAAAGCACGCAUGAAAAGAUGUUUGGGCCUCAAAUAUUAAUGGACAGUGACAUACACCCAAGCACGUAAUUUAGCUUCAAAAAAGCGUGUGCGAGUGUGGGAUGACCCACAUAAAGUGAAUCAUUGCUCGAACCGUUUUAUUAGAUUCCAUGUUAGCUUUGGUCAUUGAGUACCGUUGCAUUCAAGAUUAUUGGGAUGCUAACACAAACAUUGCCUCAUUGUUUUUUUUUUUGCGGUGGUGCUAUAUUAAUGCACUUGUUCAUCAGAUGUGUCUGUACAACACACUCGCUGUUUGAGAUUGGCCUUUACAAUAUGUCAUGAUCGUCGCAAAGCCUCCACGUUGAAACAGCUGACGCCAUUGAGGACUGUCGGUGAAAAAUCACCAGCAGACAUGCUGGAAUCGUCUUGAAAUCAUGUUGAAGUAAGUUUAUACAUGUUAUGCACAAAUGUGCUUUUUCUUGAAAAACUUCUAUGGUACAAUAUUAAGGGCGACACUUGAAACAAAUAGAAAAGUUAAAGCUACUCGUGGUGAUCUUAUCAUAGAAGCUUACAAGGAAGACACGGGAGCGUUCACGAUGUAAAGUGAGCGUCGACUAAUCUCUUCUGGCACGUCCAGAGUUGCACGUUAGCUAGAAGGCUUGAGUGAGUGGUCAAGCGAAUCGUCUGUACGCAAUAUAAACCUCGCCUACAUCUUUUCCGGCCUCUUAUCUAUCUCUCUCUCUGUGAAGGUGGAAAGUAGACACAAUCGCUGACAACGCUGCCGCCUCGUGGUGUGAAUGUUUCUCUCUGUUAGUGACAUCACGGCGGCGCAAUGUCCUGGCAGUUUCGUAGUGGACGUCUUACGGUUUCGUGUGUACAUACGCCUGGGAAAGGCGCAGCCCAUAACAACUGCAGUCCCGCCCCCCGAAUCAAAGUUUUCGAAGGGCCCAACGUGGCCGCUCGAGAGAAAGUACAAGUUCCUUUUCUGUUCUCUUGGUGGCCUCCCGUCCCUCGAGCACGAACGUUUGCAGCCACGGGGACGAUGGCGUGAUGACGACAAAUGUCAUAUUGAACGCGCUGCAGGAUAUUGGUGUGGUUCGUGUGGUAGCAGCUGCGUUGGUGCAGAUUACCCGUGGACUCUUAAUUGGCUCACAUCAUCAAAAGGUUACCUUGUACAGGAAAGAACAUAUGGCCAAUUAUUUUCCAUUUCGCGUCCGUAAUGUCUUGGUGUCACAUACUAAUGAAUUGGGUAGAUCUCGGGCAUAAGAAGCUUACACUUUGUGCACAUUAUGCAUCCUUGAGGGUGAACAUUUCAGGCACUUUUUUGAACAUUGAAGCAUUAAAAAUUGAAUUCUUUUAGCUCUCAUAUAAAUGUAAAAUCAAAUUCUGUUACCCAUUCGUUGUGGUUCUGGGAAAGCGACCUCUUACUAGACAGAUUAUACAUUUGAUUUUUUUCAAUUUAUAUAAACACAAGCAGUACGCAAUUUUUCAGUCUAGUGUUGUUUAAUUUUAGUGAGCAAAAAAGAGAGCUCUUUAGUUUGUGGGCAAGCAUAGCAGUUUGGGCAAGUUGGUACAUCUUUACUUCGUAUACGUACUACAUAGUGCUGAAAAAACGAGCACGAAUGAAGAGGUGAAUUAAAAAAUAUCACACACAUUCUAAAACUGAAGCUGUUUACUAGCCGUUCAGUAUCGGUAGGUAAUGCUGUUUGCCUCUGCAACGUAGGGGCAUGAGAAACAUUUUCGUACGACGAGUUGUAGAAUCUGAGUCAACAUCAUUGAUAAUCUGCGCACAAGCUGCCGCCUAUGACGUUUCACAACAAUCCUGCUUCGAUUAUGUUUGGUAUCAUUUCUGUGUUGAGGAAAAUGUGUUUGCUUACCAAGUUGCAGGCUGUUUUACCAUAUUUUUUUGUUAUUGUCCUAUGUUCCACAGCUGGUCAGUGGAAAAUGAUGAAGAAAAAAAAUGCGAGAUCCAGAAGGGUUCGACUCUUGCAGUUGUGCGAGAGGUCUAUAUACAGUACUUGAGCCAUCAAAUGUUGGCGCUCGCUUGCAUUUUGAGUUCUGUUUUUGCUUGUGCCGCAACUUUUUUUUUUUUUUUUGUAAUGUGGUAUUCACUUAUUUUCAGAAUGAGUGCGGUGUUACGCCUGCAUCAGUCUUUCGUCGCUUCGAUGAUGUGUGUUCCGGAUGCGGCUUUUUUUUUUUUCAGUUCAUCCAGCUUUUGUCAUACGAACAAAAACUUUCGCACAAUUUGUGCAUAUAGUUAUAGUCUGUUGAAUUUUUCUUCACGCGGAGCUGCAUUUGCCUCCAAACUUCUGAGGCGAGCCACGUAGCAGUGCAGAAUGAAUGAGACGUUGCAUUGUAGCGCUUGCUUUUUUUUUUCAGUGUUUGUUUGCUCGUUGGACAUACGUGCUCGAUUUAUCUUGUUCUGUAUGUACUAUCUUACCUUGUAAGCCGGUUGUGUACAUGUCAUGUUCACCUGCGAAACAUGCUGCGAACAUUAUAACAUGAUUGAUGCAUGUUCUUUAAGUAGGUGCUGUUCUAUAACUACGAUGUCUUCUUUUUCUCUCGUUUUUUUUUUUUUUUUUCAUUAUCAGGUUACGCAUUCUGUGGGUGAUAGUUCCUUUUGAGACUGGAAUUGUGUUGGGCACAUUGUUGCCUGCAUCAACUGAAACCUGCCUGCAUAAGCAAAGUGCUUCGUUUCUGAAAGCACCGCUAGUUAAAUGUUCAAGUUUCUUGGUACACCCUUGCUUUGGUUGGGAUACAAAUGCCAUUUGGUUUCGCGGCUGCCGUUGAAAUUGAUCAAGAUUCAGCCAGUAGGCGGUAGAACCAAAUCCGCCAGUACUUUGAUUGGUUAAAGUGUUCCGAUGACCUGUUUUUCAGUCUGUCCAAACUUUUCAUCAAAGUUGGUAGCCAGGUUUCCUUUGUUGUUGUUAAUAGACGACCAAUCAAGCAUCCUAUUGCCGAAGACACCACUUUCCUAGCGAUAGCGCAGGAGUUGAAACUCUGAAAAUGCACUUCGUAGACCUUAAAAAAAAAAACUUGCACCACAUCAACAACCCUUCCAUUCGUUUCGUUGAUGGCAGUGGCUUUUAUGAAAUUAUACUAGCUCCUGUUUUCCACGGCAGUGCCGCUUUUCCGAGGUUCAGCAAGGCAAUACUACGUAGCACAUAGAUUCCAUUUGUCCGCAGCAGCUGACAAUCUAGCAUUCAUCACACUUGAAGGCUAAAAUACCCCUGAAAGAAUUUUAAAAAACAAGAUGCUGGUUUUAGAGCACACUUUUUAUAAACUCCAUUCUGCAUGAAUGCCACUGAAAAGUAACGUCUAUCAAAUACCAGCCGAUUCCUCUGAGUUUUCGUUCAAAAUGUGUACUACACGGGAAGCGGCGUUUGUGAAUUCCCGACAGGUGUGACACACGGGAAUGCCUAUUUCAAGUUAACAUAUCUGAUUGCAGAUAGUGAUAGGUUUUAGUGACUGUUUCGAUGUGGUAAAGCAGAUGCACGACGAAGAUUAGACGUUGAUGUUUUAGGGAGAGUGUAUGGCACACAUCAUACUUGAACUACUGCGGUGUACCGUGCGACAUUUCACACUUUAUUCCGUUAGCCUCGAAAGCCGAAGGCAAGUUAAACAUAUCGCCUUCUUCAAAGUCUGUGGGACGUCCUUGACGGUUUUGUUUUUUUGAAUACGUAGACUCGUUCGUGUCUAGCCUGGUUAGCGACCAGCCACCGUCACAAGCAUAUGUGUGUCUCAUUUUAAGACCAGCAUCAUUAGUCUCAUGAGAGAUAGUCAUAGCCAGCAGAGUCUUUUAAAAUCAUAGUGCCAAAAAAAAGUAACCACCUCCACUAAUUGCUGAAAAAAAAAGGUCAUUUGGGAAUCGCGACACAUUUGUUCGCAUGAGAACCAUUUCGCGGAACGCUCUUCUUCGCAAUGUCAUUCGUUGAGCCGAUGAUCUGUUCUCGUUUAAAACGCCGCUCACCCUUGCGGUGCGAACGUUAUAGUUAAAAAAAGUGAAGCGGGUUCGGUGUUGUUUGCGGUCGUAGGCCAAAAAGUGUGAAGAGUCGAUGAGGAGAAAGAUUUUGUUUUCUCUACUCUGCAGCGGUUAGAUAAUCGAUGUGUCAUAGACGAUUAACUAUUUUUAGAGUUCAGAGCCAGAGAUGGUUGAUGCUGGCCUGAGCUAAGAGAGCAUAGUGUCUUUGUCUCAAUGCCUUGAGUGUUCCGUCUUUUCUUUUCCUUCACCUCUGUCCAUUACUGGCGAUUUUUUCUCCCCCUUUUGAAAAUAAAAAGCAGAGUUCCAAGGACAGAAAAGAACGAAGCGUCCUGUGUUAUGUGCUUAAUCCUGUGGUGGUCAGAGGAGGUGCAUUUAAACACAAACAGUUUUGUUAAGAUUUAAUGUGUAUUCAGAGCGCUAAUAAAGCAGGACAAUAAGCAA
Molecule: messenger RNA, 9530 nt
Organism: Rhipicephalus sanguineus (brown dog tick)
Lineage: Eukaryota; Metazoa; Arthropoda; Arachnida; Ixodida; Ixodidae
Product: caskin-1
Exons: 23
Coding region: 1-3489 (1162 amino acids)
Molecular function (GO): protein binding
Source: RefSeq, a predicted model, not a curated record